CAACCAUUUACUUAGAUACAGUCACCCAAAACUAUUCAGCCGUUUAGGCAAAAAGUUAUGUGUUUAUAAUUGAAUUAUUAGAAGUAUUGUUAACUCAAUUUUAGAUGGAAGAAAGAAAAUAUUAUUACAAAAGUCUCAAAAUGGAGAAUUCAAAAACGAAGCAGUUGAUUAUUAUGGCUUGCAUAAGCGUAGGCCAGCUGAUAGUAGGCUGGAGUGUUGGCUGGUCAGCUCCAAUACUUCCGAAGCUCCAAGACUUGAAGACCAGCCCCCUGGAUAUAAUACCAACAGAUUUGCAGAUCUCCUCAAUAGGAUCCUUGCUGUAUAUAGGGUCAGUUGUGGGACCAUACGUAACCAGUAUCCUAUCAAACAUGGUGGGUAGGAAACCAUGCUUAAUCAUCGGAGGAGUUCUGAACGUCAUCGCCUACAUUCUGGUGGUCACCACGAAGAACAUUGCCAUGAUAUACGCCGUCAGGAUCGUCAGUGGCCUAGGCAUGGGGAUCACUAUAGUCUGCAAUAUCGUUUAUGUUGGUGAAAUUGCCUCUACUAACAUUCGAGGAAUCCUAUUAACAUCGACAUCCAUAAUGGGCAUCACUGGCACUCUACUUGUCUAUGCCAUAGGUCCCUUUGUGUCCUACGUAGGGACGGGAUACAUAGCACUAGGGAUGUGCUUGAUCCAUUUGCUGAGCAUCAUAUUUUUGGUGCCUGAGUCACCUGUGUAUUAUGCUAUGAAAGAUGAUGACAUCAAAGCCGCAAAAAUCCUGAACAUGUUAGGCCGAAGUGGAGACAUAGAAAAAGUAAUAGAGACCUACGCAAAGACCGAGGGGGAAACUUCCAGCAAAGUCAAGGACUGGGUCGAAAUCUUUACCAUCAAGUCCAACCGCUGGUCUUUGUUCAUUACUUUUAUGUUAGGAGCAUUUCAGCAGACCAGUGGAGUGGCAGUUGUUCUGUUCUUCGCGACUAAUAUAUUUGAGUUAGCUGGUUCUUCUAUAAAGCCUGAUUUAGCUACUAUUAUCAUUGGAGUGACGAGGUUGUUCUCUAGUUUAAUAGCUCCUUUGUUGAUUGAGAGUAAAGGAAGAAGGAUCUUGUUGCUGAUUUCUAUGGCUGCUUGCGCUUUUAGUUUGUCUAUUCUGGGAGUAUACUUCCAUCUGGAUAGGAUAGAAAGUCCAGUACUACCGUCUAUUGGCUGGCUGCCCCUGGUCUCUCUUAUAAUCUACUUCUUCUGUUAUGAAGCAGGUUUUGGCACAAUCCCCAACGCCAUAGUCGGCGAAAUGUUCCGAGCCAACGUGCGCUCCAACGGGUCUGCUCUCGCCAUCACCAUGACAUGGCUUGUAGGCUUCGGACUCACCACCAGCUUCACCACCAUGGUGGACGUCCUCGGAGGAGAUGUGACAUUCUGGCUGUUCGGAGGAUCGUGUAUCCUCGCCUUUGCUUUCACUUUCUUCUGCCUGCCUGAGACGAAGGGAAAAACGUUGCAUGAGAUUCAAGAGAUGCUGAGUUGAUAUAGAGAUAAACCGUCGUACGACAAAAACUUUUAAACGUCUGUUGAACACUUGUCCAAAAAAUACAGAUUAAGUAUGACGUUAAAAUAAGGUCCGUUUUGCAGUCACAUUUUUUUAGACAAGUGUUCAACAGAUGUUUAAGUGUUUGUAGUAAAGCUGUAGUUGGUUUAGAUUCUGACAUUGGAUUUAGUCGAGUCCCCUGGGAACUAGUUCACGCAUCUGGAUAAAAAGUAGCCCAAAGCCAUCUUCGAUAAAUAGGCUAUCUAAAGGCGCGGCUCCACCGCGGUGCACGGAGAGGCUACGCACAUGUAUUAAGCUUCGCUUUGUAAGAAAAUGUAUGUGGUUGUGUCCACUGCAACCCACGGAGAGGCUACGCAUGAAUUGACGUCAUUGAUACACGCGUGGCUUGCUCGAAUAGGCGGUUACAUGGCUCAACACUGUCAACGUGGGUCUACGUUUCCACUGGAGUUCACGAAUAAGACCCACGACUAUGUACAGCUCGGUUAUCGCAGAGCAGUUGUUGUAAGCGGUUACGUAGCUCAACGCUGUCAGCGUGGGUCUACCCGUGCGCCGUGCCACGCUAUACAUAGUCGUGGGUCAUAUUCGUGUACUUCAGUGGAAACGUAGACCCACGUUGUCAAACAAAUGAAUACACGCAGCUAAAAUGCGCCGCGUGUCCGUGCACAGCGUGCACUGCGGUGGAGCCGCGCCUUUACAGUGGAAGAAUUUUUCAUAUCGGCCCAGUUUCAAAUAGACAAACAAACUCUUCAGUUUCAUAAUAUUACUAGCUUCUGUCAGCGGUUUCACCCGCAUCCCGUGGGAUCUUCUGCACGGAUCCAGAUAAAAAGCAUAUGUAGCCUUUCCUUGAUAAACGGGCUAUCUAACACUGAAAGAAUUUUUCAAAUCGGACCAGUAGUUCCUGAGAUUUACGCGUUUUAAGCAAAAACUCUUCAGCUUUAUAAUAUUAGUGUAGAUAGAAUAGAUUGAUGUGAUUGAUAAAGUGAAAUUGACGUCAUGAAUGUAUUCAUUAGUUAAAUCAUCAAUAUUAUAUUUAAUUGUAUUUAUUAGUGUUAGUUUUAAAUCAGUUCAUGUAAAUAGUUUGUUUGAAAUAGUAACUGUAAAUAAUUAGGUUAUGAUUUAUUUAAUUUUAAAAUAUAGUAUUUAUUAAAUUUAAAUUGUGUGAGUUUGGGUGAUAAAUUUGCAUAAAUAAUGAGUGCAUAAUUUAAAUAAAUGUUUAAUUAUUAUUA
Messenger RNA from Helicoverpa zea (corn earworm), 2746 nucleotides. RefSeq names its product facilitated trehalose transporter Tret1-like. The record is from RefSeq and is a predicted model, not a curated record. Bases 105 to 1499 code for a protein of 464 amino acids. Lineage: Eukaryota; Metazoa; Arthropoda; Insecta; Lepidoptera; Noctuidae. Gene Ontology annotation, cellular component: membrane. The transcript has 7 exons. Gene Ontology annotation, biological process: transmembrane transport. Gene Ontology annotation, molecular function: transmembrane transporter activity.